Messenger RNA from Dreissena polymorpha, 2955 nucleotides. Its product is annotated as reelin-like. Lineage: Eukaryota; Metazoa; Mollusca; Bivalvia; Myida; Dreissenidae. Gene Ontology annotation, molecular function: lipoprotein particle receptor binding. The record is from RefSeq and is a predicted model, not a curated record. Gene Ontology annotation, biological process: neuron migration; central nervous system development. The transcript has 13 exons. Bases 165 to 2729 code for a protein of 854 amino acids.
UAUGAGUGCUCUGUACCCCUGGUACAAUUGCCUGGAUACGUAUACGACAUGUUUGAGUUGCCAUCCAAGGACUGGGAAUAUGAGGUCGGGGCUAAACAAGCAAAACCUUGUAAAACAAUGGCUUCAGGACUCGCCUGCAUUUUGCUAGUAACUGUACACGUGGGAUGAAGUCAUGUGUACUGGAUUUGUCUGCUGCUGAGUUUGUCCAGUUCAACUUCCUGUACGGGUGUGGCUCGAGCCCAGAUGAUAUUGACGAGAGCGUUCUGAUUGGUUAUUCCAUUAAUGGAGUUGACUGGAACACGUUUGGCACGUUGCAUUACCUAAACUACAGAUCCCCUUCUUAUGUAACUAUGAAGCUUCCUGACGAAGCCAGGACCAAUGGGACGUCUAUCGGCUUCUAUCAGUUCAAGCACAGCGGAGCCAAUGAAGAUGAUUGGUUGAUAGAUGACCUUAGAAUUGGAGGUCAAAUUGUCAACCCAGAUGUCAUGAUGAGUGACUUCUCAGGAGGAAUUAACCCUGCAGAAUGGAACACUUUAGAUAAUAUGCAGAGUGGCAAAUAUUGUGAAGGCAAAAACUUUUCAUUGGGAACGAUAGCAGACAGGGAAAGUGCAACCAUGACAACACAAGACCUUGACAUAAGUGAAGGUCACAUGCUGCAGUUCUGGUACAAUAUAGGUUGCAUGCGCAGCUGGAAUACAUCAGUGGCCCCCAUGCAUUUGCAAUACUCAACGGACCGUGGUAUGGCGUGGGCGUACGUGACCCCUCAGCGCCUCUCCAAUGACCCCACAUGCCCGGGCGGUGCCUCAAUGGCCAGCGUUUACUAUGGAGAUCCCAUGGGCACAUGGCAGCGAAUCACUAUACCGCUGAAAGGGAUGCCAGUCUCAAGGGCCACAAGGUUCCGCUGGCAGCAGCGUCCUGUAUACAAUACUGAGGCAGUCACAAACUUUGGUCUUACUGAUGUGUAUAUUGGUCCAGCGUGUCAUGACCUCUGUGGUGGGCAUGGCAACUGUCGUCAGGAAGGUCAGCUGACCUGCACAUGUGACCCGGGUCACCAUGGCGACAACUGUUACCCAUGGAAUGCUAAACAUCAGUCUGAGCUAAAGGUUAUCUUUGACACAGCCAGUAUAGACAAAUCCAAGUGGGAGUUGAUUCAAGGUGGCGCUGCUCAGAAUGCUUGCAUUCCAUUGGUGGAAAAGACUGCAUUGGUACAGAAUGGGCCGGGACUGAGGCAGGUUGUCACCCGUGACCUUGACCUUAGAGAUGCAAAGUUUGUUCAGUACAUGGCAAGUAUUGGUGGUGCUGGUAAUGGUACAGGCUGCUUCAAGCCCUUCAGUCAUGAUCAGAGCGUAGUCCUCCAGUUUUCCACUGACGGGGGCAUACACUGGCACACCCUCCACAUACUGGACUACACAGGCUACUCGGACCCUCGACACACCUACAUCCGGCUCCCACAGACCGCCCGUACGCCGAGUACCAGGGUUCGCUGGUGGCAGCCGUUGUCUCAGGACCCUAGCAGGGAGCAGCCAUCUUGGGCCCUUGAUAACGUGUACAUUGGGGGACAUGAGAUCAACCCAGCCCAGAUUCAGAUACAUUUUAAUGAGUCUGUCAUACUGAAUGAUCAGCCCUGGGAGUUCAACGUUCAAGGUCACAUUGCAGAGGAAAUGUGCAAAAAGGAGGGAAGUGCUAUUGUGUGGGAGGAAGGGACAGGACAGAGGCACUUCACCACUAAGCAGGCUAUUGUUCAACAUAACUAUAUCCUGCAGUUUAAGAUUGUAGUUGGUUGCAACAAAGCAUUCAACGUGUGUGAUAGCCACCCUCCAGUCAGACUCAUGUUUAACAAGAACCCCCUGAUGGACACAUGGCACGAGGUGGUACCCACGUGUCUGCCGGACGUGAAUCUGAGAAUGGACUGUAGCCCCAACAUGUACCAUGUUGCCAGUGAAUACACGGUGGACAAAAACCCUGUGUGGUCUCGUGUCACUGUCGGCUUACCAGAGAAAACUUUCUCCAGUACAACGAGGUUCCGUUGGCUCCAGGAUACAGGGAACCAGUCUGCUCUGGGCUGGGCCCUGGACGAUAUCUACAUCGGGGAGAGCUGCCCUGUCAUGUGUCAUGGGCGGGGGGACUGCAAGGGGGGAACCUGCCACUGUGAUGAGGGAUACACUGGUGUGUCAUGUAUGCCAUUGAAGAAGCAGCCAAGCCGCAUCUUUGAUUCAUUUGAAGAUGGGAUCUAUGCAACACGCUGGGAGUGGGUGUCAGGUGGAGGUAUUGGGUUUGGAAGUGGCGCCCUGUUACCAUAUGCCCAUGGCAAGACCCUGUACUUUAAUGGGUGUGGUCAGAGGGAGGCACGCACUGUGGAAAUGGACAUUACUAGACCAAGCAAAAUAAUGUUUGUGCUACAAAUAGGAUGUUGUGCACAAACACCUGAGUGCAAUGUUAAAAUGGAAGAUGCCUCACAGUACAGGGGUGUUUUGCUGCAGUAUUCAAAAAAUAAGGGCUCAGAGUGGAGACUGCUGGCUAGGCAUGAUCCUGCGGAUCAUUUGACCCCCAAGCCUAUGGCAUAUGACCUUCCGUAUCAGGCUCAGCUGGAGGGUGUUCAGUUCCGCUGGUGGCAGCCAGUCCAUGGUGGGGAGGGGAAGGAUCAAUGGGCUCUGAAUCAUGUGGAAGCUGUGCCGAGCCGAGUGAAUAUGAAAUUUUACAGAAGAAGGAGAGGAAUUGGUUAUAUGUAAUACGGAUAUAGACAUAAAAAAUAUUUUGUUGUUCGUAUCUUUGAUGUGACAAUAUGAGCAAUGAUUCAAUUAAUGACAUUGUUUUUUAAUAAGUUUUAAAUAAGGAGGAAAAGUGUUUCAAGCAAACUAGUGUUUCUAGGAGACUAGUUAUUGGUUAUAUUGUUGGAUGAGUAUGCAUAUUUAUUUUUAAUAAAUUGUCGAAUAAUAAUAAAACCAUGCCUAUGUC